Molecule: messenger RNA, 780 nt
Organism: Histoplasma capsulatum G186AR
Lineage: Eukaryota; Fungi; Ascomycota; Eurotiomycetes; Onygenales; Ajellomycetaceae
Product: HpcH/HpaI aldolase/citrate lyase family protein
Exons: 5
Coding region: 1-780 (259 amino acids)
Cellular component (GO): cytoplasm
Molecular function (GO): aldehyde-lyase activity
Source: RefSeq, a predicted model, not a curated record
AUGCAAGCUGCCAAUCGCCUCCGGACUGCGCUUCAAACAGGCAAAGGCGUGUCGUUUGGCGCAUGGCAAAUGCUUCCAGGCGCCAACCAUUCACGGAUCAUGGCCAGGAGCGGCUUUGAUUGGAUCUGUGUCGACACGGAGCACGGAAACAUUGCAGAUGACCAAAUGCACGAAGCCGUGGCUGCAAUUGCCGCUACGGGUGUCAGUCCCGUCGUGCGAAUUGCUGCUAACGAGUCGUGGAUGGUUAAGCGUGCCUUGGACGCAGGAGCCCACGGAAUUCUUGUCCCUCUCCUCCACACCGUAGACGAUGCAAGGAAACUAGUGGAAUCGGCCAAGUUUCCUCCCUUGGGCAGAAGAGGGUUUGGAAGCCCAUUUUCCAUGGGCUCAUUUGGGAAUCUUACUCAAACGGACUAUUUGCUUCAGGCAAAUGAGGCCUUGGUUACAAUUGUUCAAAUAGAAACCAAGGAGGCUUUUGAAAAUGUUGAGGAAAUCGCCAAAGUUCCAGGAGUAGACGUGUUGUUGGUUGGUCCGUGGGACCUGGGAAACAAUAUUAGUCGGCCUGUUAUGGGUGAUUUCCAUCCUGACUUGGUGGCUGCAAUUGAAAGAAUUCGCAAGGCAGCCGUCGACAACGGUAAGAAGGCUGGAAUUUACAGCGCAGAUGGCGAUUCCGCAAGCAAGUACGCAGAGCAAGGGUUUCACAUGAUAUCUGUGAUUUCCGACGUCGCUGCUCUUCCUGCCCAUCUGUCGAACUCGCUAAAUACUGCUCGGGCGGGCUUAUAA